Aspergillus aculeatus ATCC 16872 is the source of this 2668-nucleotide messenger RNA. RefSeq lists its product as uncharacterized. Gene Ontology annotation, cellular component: chromatin. NCBI's taxonomy places the organism in Eukaryota, Fungi, Ascomycota, Eurotiomycetes, Eurotiales, Aspergillaceae. Gene Ontology annotation, molecular function: DNA-binding transcription factor activity, RNA polymerase II-specific; zinc ion binding; RNA polymerase II cis-regulatory region sequence-specific DNA binding. Gene Ontology annotation, biological process: DNA-templated transcription; regulation of transcription by RNA polymerase II. The record is from RefSeq and is a predicted model, not a curated record. The transcript has a single exon. The coding region runs from base 345 to 2417 and encodes 690 amino acids.
UUUCUCGCUCUGUUAGUCUGAGCAAUCAAACCACCAGCUCCCCGGCGGGCCAGUCAGCCAGUACUUUCAGCCCCUCGGAUUACCAUACGCACCGGAGUCAUCUAUCGACUAGCAUGUCUCUACAUUCAGGCGAAACAGGUCAACAGAACCGAGGACGUCAUUCUGUAAAUGAAACGACAAUGCUAUCUAGCUAUAUGGAUGGGCAGUCGCUGGCAAAUCCGGCGCCAUAUGCACCGAUGCCUGAGGAUGGAUACACGGGUAUCUUGGGGCCAGCAGUGACAACUUCAGCGCCGGCGACAUUGGACACCGUGAGUACUUUUGAUGCGCUGGACACUGUUCCCGGUAUGAUGGCUCCGGGGUCAACAGUGGCAGACCCUGGUUUUGAUGCUCUGGCCUCCUGUGUCUACCCGAUUUUUGGCGGAGAGACGCACAACCGGUCUCCCUUCGCAAUGCCCGAGGAUUUCACAGCGUGGCUGUUCAAUGACCCUCCUCCCAGCUCGUCCUCGAUGGGCUACCCAUCUGCAACCAAUAUGAUCCCAAACUACCUCAAUGCGAUCCAGCUGCAGAACCAAUUUUUGCUGGGCGAUCCUGGGUACGGGAGUUUCAUGAACGGAGUAAUUCCGCACGAUCCGAUGAGCGUAACUAGUAUCCUGGACGCCGGGUCUUCACGAAUGAGCCUCUCAAAUGAAAAGAGACAGGAGCUUCUUGCGCUUAUGGGUUCACGCUUUAAUGAAGCAGCAUACUCAGCAGUGGCAAAACGGAAGGAUGCUUUGAUGGAAGGUGAUAUGAAUGACGACCGCCAUGUCCUAGGACCGCGCAUGAUGGAGGCCUAUAUCGCAUCGUACUGGCAUCAUUUCCACCCUCAAUUACCCAUCUUGCAUCGUCCGUCAUUUGUCUUGAACAAAGCCCCAAACCUGCUUUUGCUGGCCGUCAUAGCUAUUGGAGCGUCUACCCUGGACAAGAUGUAUGGGUCAGACGUGACCGAGACCGCAGCUGAGCUGGCGAACUUUAUCGCAUGGCAUUUACGUUGGGAGUUGUUCAUGGAUGCCGAUUUUCGGCCUCCAGCCAAGCUGUGGGUCUUCCAGGCACUACUCCUCCUCGAAGUGUACGAGAAGAUGUACUCCACCCGUGCACUGCAUGAGCGAGCGCAUAUACAUCAUGAUACUACCCUUACGUUAAUGCGACGUGGCAGUUCGUUGAUUGGCCGCUCCGCACUAGAUUCUCCUGCGAGCCUUAGAGACGAUCGACAAAGUCGCUCAGUAACCGGGUCGACGUUGACUCCCGAUUUCGUGGCGGAAGAGUCAUGGACUCACUGGAUCAAAGCCGAAGCUACAAGGCGGGUGGCAUUUGCAGCCUUCGUGUUAGACUCUACGCAUGCGACCAUGUUUGGACACUCAGCCAAGAUGGUGGCCCACGAGCUGCGUCUGCCUCUUCCGUGCGAUGGAGCGCUAUGGUCUGCCACCAAUGCCUCUGAAGUGGCUCGAGUGCAAUCCAGUCUACAUGCGAACGGAGUCAAACCUCUCAUGUUUUUGGAUGGUCUUAAAAGGACGCUCAAUGGCCAACCGGUUCGAACCAAUGCAUUUGGACGCACCAUUCUUAUGGCAGGCUUGCUGAGUGUCAGCUGGCACAUGAACCAGCGUGAUCUCCAGGUGAGUUCGCUGGGUGUGCUGCAGGCAUUGGGGGGUCGCGAUAAGUGGAGGUCCGCCUUACUGCGGGCUUUCGACAACUGGCGACGGGAUUUCGACGAGGCGUUGGGAACGUCGGAGCCAGGAUCGUUUACCGGUGGUUACCGAGCGCGACACCCUUGGGACGAAGCCAAUGUGUUCGAAUCGCGCGAUGUCUUGCAUGGACUUGCACAUAUGGCCUCCCAUGUCGACAUUGUGGAUUGCCAGGUUUUUGCCGGAGCUGGGCGGCUCAUGGGCCGCGCCAUCACCCGAAAGGACUACGACGGGGCGCGCGAAAAAAUGAACCGAUGGGCAACUAAGGCCACGGCCCGCGACGCCACAUUCUACGCCCUGAGGUUUCUGUCUGAGUGUCUGUUGGCCGAGGAGCGGGUGCUCGAUAAUGAUGAAGCCUACUCGGGACGGGAUGACUACCUGCUCAACCGACCAUGGGUCCUUUAUGUUGCUGCUCUCGUGGUCUGGUGCUACGGGUACGCUCUCGAAGGCCCGCUCAAUCACCCCGUCAAAUUGGUUCGACCCGCAGAGCAGCGACAUGACAUGCAGCAGUUCUUGCGACGGGUUGGCGGAGUUCGCGAACCCAGUGACCUUGAGGGGAUGAAAGGAUGCAACCAAUGUAUGGGGUUGCUGAUGGUUCUCCGCAAUGGGUUCACGAACACUCGCUGGGAGCUACUGACUGAGGCUGCCAAUUUACUCAGUAGCUGUAUCGACAAGCUGAAUGGCAGCGCAGCCGCGUAAUGUGGCCGACUUACUGGAUUCUGGCAGUGCAUAUCACUGCAAGUCCCAUUUAGUCGGCAGGCUUUUACUUAAUCUUCUUGUAUAUCUAAUUCGCUUAUCGCAAGCUUUGCCAGAGAUGAAAGUUGAAGCCAGCUACUUUCUUUGUGGUAGUCAAGUUAGGCUUCGAAGAGCGUUUGUGAUUAUGAUGUGACCAGGAAUAUUUCAUGCGAGAGAUACCAUGGCAAGGAGGUUUUUAUGAGCUAUUCAGUUCU